This is a messenger RNA of Lymnaea stagnalis (great pond snail), 7066 nucleotides long. NCBI's taxonomy places the organism in Eukaryota, Metazoa, Mollusca, Gastropoda, Lymnaeidae. The record is from the annotation of a GenBank genome assembly.
GUUGAUACACCCUGCUUUCCUUAGUUCACAUUAAGUCUGCACGUUACUUCACAAUAACACUGCACGCUAAAUACGAUCAGGACAUAGAUCGGAUCACUCUUAGUCUUAGUUACUGGAUACUUGUUGUAAGUUAAAGUUUUUAUAACACUAAAAAUAAAAAAAAUAUUUUAAACGAUAGCACAGAAAAUUAUCUAAUAAAUAAUCAUUUUUGAUAAUAUAAUUCAUUUUUUAAAUGAUGUACUUUCAACGUUCAACAAUGAAUUCCAAGUCAAUGUUCUUUUUUUUUUAAAAUGCAUGCCAUCAUUCUAAAACAUCUCGCUGCCAUUGUUAUCAAAGUAUCAGAUUAAAUUGAAUGAUUUAUGAUAAACCUAACAGUAAAACCAUCUUUUCAUCUUAGCCCCAAUGUCCACUCUUAAAAUGCUGACAGUUCAUGUAGUCUUGUUACUACUGUAUAUCUCCGCCCGUACAAACGCGGUAUACGUGAACGAGUUUGACCAGCAAGCUUUGUUUCACUGCCAGACUGGUGAGUACAUCGAGGAGAUCGAAAGUGAGCACAAUAACAACCACGAAGACAGACGCUGGAGUUUUCAAUGUGGUGGUGACGGGGCGACGUCUGCUUGCACCUGGAGCUGUGAGUUGCUUUUAUUAUUUUCAUAACUGGAAUUUAAAAAAAAAAAAUACUCACUGUUUUAUGUUCAAGACAUUGACAAGGAUCUGCAGACUUUCUCUGAGAAAACAGGUAUAGAGAUUAUCAGGUUUAACCAAUUUACAAAUGUCAAUACAAUGCAAGAUAACUAUAUAACAGCACAAGCGUUUAUAAAAAUAAAAAAAACGCAAAUUAAUGCAUUCAUUGAAUGGAUUGUCACACAUACCAACGAUUUAUGCUUGAAAGAAAAUGCUGAAAUUAAAUAAAGCCUAAUGACUUAUAACAAACGACUACACAUUUAAUUAUAAUUUGAUUGGAUACACCUUUCAAUGAUUACCGUCAAAACACACACGCAAAGACACAUAAAAUCAUAGACACACACACAUAUCCAAAUAUAGUCAACGCUAGGUACUGAAUCUGUUGUUGUUGUCCACUUCAGCUUACGUGAACUCAUGGAGGGAGAUGGUGGCCUACAUAUGUCCGGGUGACACUGUGGUCACUGGUAUUGACAGUUACCAUGACAACGGUUCAGAAGAUAGACGAUUCAAGUUUAGAUGUUGCGGCAUUGCAAGUUAGUGUCUGUUAAUAAAACUCUCUAAACUUUAAUUAAGAUAGAAACAAAUAACAAACAAAAAAUAGUGUUCACUGUUUAUGUUGAUGAGAUCAAAUCAGUUAUAAAGACUUUGUCGUUAGAGAUUUAAACGUAACUUGGGAUCGCUUUAAGUGGAAUGUGUCAAAGAAUAAAAUGUCAUAUAAUAUAAUGUCAUACAACAGAAUGAGCAUGCCAUAGAAUAGAAUUUAAUAGAACAGAAUGUCAUAGAAUAGAAUGUCUCAGUAUUUUCCAUUUUUUCAACAGUUGACUUCUUCUCUUCUGUUUAUUAUUAUUAGGUAGUUUAAAUAGCGAAGUGCCACAGCGUAGGGCUAGGCUCACCGCCCUUCACAUAAAAAUAGCAAUUACAGAAACGUAUACAUUUAAAAACAACAAUUGGUAAAAAGCUUGACCUCACCCAGCCAAGUACUAGCUACCUCUGUCUGGUCAUGGACAGCACCCACCCAAGUACUAUCUACCCCUUUCUAGCCAUGGACAGAACCCGCCCAAGUACUAUCUACCCCUUUCUAGCCAUGGACAGCACCCACCCAAGUACUAUCUACCCCUUUCUAGCCAUGGACAGCACCCAGCAGAAUCGAGCGUUGUUUAUCAGUUAGAGGGGGGUGACAAUGAGCCGGGAUAGUACUGUUUGAAGUGAUGAGUCUUGAGGGCAGUUUUGAAGGCUGUGAUGGUCGUUAUAUGCGGGUGUGUAAUGGGAGAGAAUUCCAUUGUUUUGGGGCACGGAAAGAUAAAGAUCGUUUACCAUAUGUUUUAGUGCGUGUACUGGGAACAGAAAGAAUACGUGUGUCUGCGGAGAAACGAAGCUUUCGAAGGGGUGAAUAAACAGUAAGAAGUUCAGUAAGAUAGGAAGCGCAGAGAACAGACAACCUGUAAUCAAUGUGUGCCUGUACAGGGAGACAAUGAAGUUAGUGGAGUGACUUGAUCAAGUUUCUUUGCCUUUGGAACUAACUUAGCAGCUGCGUUUUUUAACUUUCUGCAGUUUUUCUAGGAAAUGUUUUGGUAAACCUGACAGAAGAGAGAUACAAGAGUCAAGACGAGAGAGAACAAGAGAACAGACUAGUGUUUUUGGUGCGCUAACUGUGAGGUAGUCGCCGAUUGAUCUGAUCUGACGGAUAGCGGUGUACGCAGAGCGACAAAUAUUAGAAAUAUGAUUAGUGAGAGACAUGUUGUCCGAAAGAAUGCAACCCAGAUCCCUAGCAGGGUGCACUCUAUAUCGGAGCUACCUACUUGAAACGAGAUUGGGGGGGGGGGGGAGAGCUUUUCCCCCCUAUCUUUAUCUAUCUAUAUAUCGCUUUUUCUUUCUCCCAUCUCUUUCCUUUUAAAAUAUUAAAUAUAAAAAUAACUUAUCCGACGAGACAGACGAGACAGAGGAUGAGGAGUACCUACUGCUGUCCAUGACAGCAUGGACUGACACGCUGUUCCAGAACUAGAUGUUGAUGACUGCGAACUCCUGUGGGUAAAGAUAAGGCUAAAGCUAAAGGGUAGACGCAAACUUUACCUUUAUGCCUAUUACAGACACAACACAGCAGAUGAACCAAGCUUGAGCAGGCUUGUUGUGUCACUUCAGAGAGCAAUUCAGUCGAAGAACGUUUUUCUUCUUAAAGAAGCAGAGUUCAGACUAGCGCGCUAAAAAAGAACCAGGCUGGGCGAGAAAUCCCCAUUGAUGCCAAGGCAGACUUGGACAUCCCGAGAAGUGCAACGACAGAGUUGAGCUCUAACUGCAUGAGAUUCAGGGUAAUGCGACAACAAAAGAAGUGUGGAUAAAGAUCAAGACAACAAUCACUGAUGCAGUGAAGAAAUACAUACCACACAAGACAACCAAUGUGCUUGUGCUGGACUUUUCAAAGGCAUUUGACCGUUUCAAUCAUAGUUUGCUAUUACACAAACUUCAGAGAUAUUGCAUCCAAUGCACUACCGAAACAUGGAUCUCUAGCUUCCUCAGCGACCGAUGCCAGGCAGUAGUGGUAGAUGGCACAACCUCCUCCUUUGUCAGUGUUGACAGGAGCCCCUGUUCGUUCUUAGCUUAUAUCAAUGAUCUGCCCGAGAAGCUGACCGUUCAAGCAAGACCAUUCUUAGACAACACGGUGUCAACAGGUCUGACCAAGACCAGCUACAAAAGGACCUCCAGCGGUUAGCAGAGUAGGAGAUGAGCUGGGACAUGGAAUUUCAUCCCGUAAAGUGCAAGACCCUGUCAGUCUCCAGAAGCAAAUCCCCUGUACACGACCCUUACGAAUGGCAUGUCCAUAUUGUUGAGCCAUUUUCCUCCAUUAGGUACAUAUGUGCUACCAUUCAAAGAGAGGUCCGCUGGGACGAGCACAGUGACAACGUGUGCAACCGAGCUAACAAGACCCUGGGGUUCCUAAGGCGAAAUCUGAAGAUCGGCAACUCAAGCGUGAAAGAAAAAGGCUAUAAAGCCUGCGUCCGGCCGCUUUUAGAGUACGCAUCUUCAGUCUGGGACUCUUUCCCCAGAACAUCAUCGACAGGUUGAAGGCGGUCCAGCGACGGGCAGCACGCUUUGUCCUGAACCGUUACAGAAAUCUCUCAAGCGUUGGCAAUAUGCUGGAAACACUAGGCUGGUCACCAUUGGAAGAACGAUGACGACUAUCCAGGCUCUUUAUGUUGCACAAGAUCAAAAAUCGGCGGGUCCACUGCUCCAGCAUUAAACAGAAACCCGUCCAUCUCCCCCACCCCCCCCCCCCCCCCCGACAGAGACGAGGCCACGACAGGCAGUUCCGGCUAACAAAAACAAGAACUCGGUACAGGAGAUCCUCAUUCCUGCCAAAGACAAUAAGGGACUGGAACAAGCUUCCAAAAGAAACAGUUGAAGCGACUAUACUUGACACAUUUGUGUCUAUUGCCUCCUGUCUUCCAAACCCCAGUUCAUAAUACAACUGCUGAGUAGCUCUUGCAACCAGUGACGUAUCCCCUUGAAAUCCAUGCACAGUAACAUCGCGAACUACUCUGAAACAUAGGAGCCAGAAUGAUCAAUUCAUUGAUCGUGGGUCCUCAAAAUAUAGAAGAAGAAAUAUAAGUUAUUUCCAUAAUAUUAGUGAACACUACGACUAUAUUUAUUGCCAUUAAAUCAAAGAGCUAAAAUACUAAAUAGUCUUAUAUGAAAAAUCACAAUAUAGUGUCAAAUGUCAACAACAACAAAAAUCAGAACCCACGGCUCUCUCUCUCUCUCUAUCUCUCUCUCUCUAUCUCUCUCUCUCUAUCUCUCUCUCUCUCUCUCUCUCUCCCGUCAUUGAGAUACCAAGUCUUGUGAGUUAGCACCUCCCCUCAGAUAUUUCAUCUAAUUUUUCUUCAAUUGAAAAAAAAUAAAUUCCGUGGCCUAUUUUGAUGUAAGGUUUCAACCAACACUUUUAUCGGUUACAUGUCAAUUGUAUCUACUUCUCCUACCUGUUGAAAUUAACUGAUUUACAAGCUGCAAAGUCGGAAUUACCAAAGCAUACUGAGACAAAAUAUCGGUAUUGAAUAUGAUAAUAAUCGUUUACAAAUUUGAGGUUUUCUGAAUGUAAGGAAAUUGAUUUAAAAUACGAGCUCGUUAAAGUACACGAAAUAUACAUCGUCAUAAUUGUAUUUAAAGGAGAGGUCAAUAAUGAUCAGACUUAUAACAACGACUAGAAAAUAACAAAUUCUUGUAAAACUAUCCGUAUGGACAAUUGUUAUGAUGGCAAUUAUAUUUUUAAACAAUGUAUAAAUAUUUUUCAACACUGAACUAAUUGAUGCAUCCUUUUUUGCAGCCAAAAAACCAAAGAAUUGUUACAUGACGGACUAUGCUAAUGACUGGGAUGGGAAAUUACUCUUGAUUGUCCCACCUGGCUCUGUGCUAAAAGGAGCGUUUAGUUAUUUUCACGAUGGACACAAGUAAGUCUUCUAUUAAGGGAAUACCCAAAUAAAAUGAGUAAAACAGAAUAGGGUUAAACCUGAAAAAAAUAAACGCAACAAAACAGCGAACGUGUCGGCAGAAAGCCUUCGUCAGCGAACAAAACAACAGAAAAAACGGUAUAAAAAUAAAAAUAAGAAAUAGCACUUAGCUGGUAAGUAGUAUCUGUAGGCAGCAAUAGAAGUGUGGCAGAAGGAAAAUGAGUGAGAGUUUAAAUAAGCAGCGGCGAAAAAGAGGGGGGAGAAAAAAGUUCACUAUGAUAGGUAAUACCCAACACGAUAGAAAACACGUUUUUUUAUGGGACCCUCUCCUUCUGGACAUUUUGUUCAACCAUUCCCCUAAACCAAAGGUCACCAAACUACGUGGCCUGGAUCGGGGCCACAUCGUCAGUUCAUCAGGAACACCGACAGUGCUUAAAUUAGCUUGAUAAAACGUUUGGAAUACGGUACAUUGUGAAACAAUUAUUAAAUUUGGAUACUAUUAUUAGAAUACUAGAAGAUCUUCACAUGUGUGGAGACCUCCUGGCGACCUUGGGCCUUAAAAUUACCAUUUUCAUUGUUAAACUAUUGUAACUAGAUUUUCUUGUUUAUAUAAUAUUGUAAUGUUUGCUUGUUGUUUGCGCAAGCCCAAGUCCUUCCCGGGGUCCGGGUAGCUUGGCCUACGCCCUUACGUCACCAUGGUUUCCAAGGCAACACGCACAAAUACGCAUCUUUCCCGCUCCCAGAUAGUUCCAACUGUCAGCACAGGUUCAAAUCUCCAGAAAUAUUUACUUCUUUUCUUUCUCCUUUCAUUCAAUUUAAAGGUAUAUAUGAUUAUGUGGCUCCCGCACGUUAUUUUGUCAGUUAUCAGGCUCACUGUAAAACAAAAAAAGUUUUGUAGCCCCUGGUCUAUAUAGAAAAUCUCAAAAGGUCAUCAGGGUCUCUCGGUAUCUUUGUCACUGUAUCUCGGUAUCUCUGACACUGUGUCUCGGAAUCUCUGUCAUUGUCUCUAUACCUCGGUGAUUGUGUCUCGGUAGCUCUGACACUGUAUCUCAGUAUCUCUGUCAUUAUGUCUCGAUAUCUCUCUCACUGUGUCUAGUUAUCACUGCCAUAGUGUCUUGGCAUCUCUGUCCCUGUGUCUCAGCAUCUGUGUCAUUGUGUCUCAGCAUCUGUGUCAUUGUGCCUCAGCAUCUGUGUCAUUGUGUCUCAGCAUCUCUGUAAUUGUGUCUCGAUACCACGGUCAUUGUGUCUAGGUAUAUCUCGGUCAUUGUACUCCACAGAAGCCUUUCGUGUACGUAAGCGUAAAUCGUGUUUGGAAUGUACAGUAAAACAACCGAUCAAUGAUUCAUGAAUUAAAUUGCUCAGCUAUUGCCAUUGCUAUAGGCAGAAACCUAGGGGCAGACGACUCACCGGUCGCCCAAGGCUGAGAUGCAUUGUGGAGACGGAUUUACACUAGUUGGGGGUUCGCGCAUGGAGGCGGAAAGCCAUAGAUCGCUCCAAAUGGAAGGGUGUGGUGGAGCAAUCCAGGGCACUACAUGGGCUGUAGUGCCACUGAUGAUGAUGAUGAUUACCACUGCUGCCAUCCUUUAGGAACUAAAUCUACAUUUAUAAACGAAAUCAGUCAAAGAAUGUGUACAAUGAAACCUUGAUAGAAAUGUAUAGAUUUUACAACAAACUUGUGUGAAUACUCACACCUUCAAUGUUUACGUUUAAGUUUUUCCCAUUAUUUCUUUUAUUAAUUUUUUUUUUAAUCUCCAGGGACAGAAGAUGGAAGUUUUACAUUUGCGACUUGUAGUUGCACUACUUGACAGGUGCCAUCGAUGAUCUGAUUACAUGAGGACAGUAUUUGUAAAUAUUUUGAAAUAAAUUGAUUGUUCCUCCCAAAUCACCGUUUUUCCUUCACUAAAGAGAUCUGAUAGAUUCUGUUUUUACAGCACACUGUCACA